AUGCGCGGCGGAGUUCUCAGAGACGUCUCGCUCGCUGACCUUGGGCUAAGCUACACCUUCUGCAAGAUCUUGAGAGACCUCUUCCAAGUCCACGUCCUGGCCGUGGAGUAUCCUGGAUAUGGAGUUUGUCCUGGCGCCUGUGAUGAGGCGGGUGUCAUGGCAAACGCCUCCGCAGCCAUGGAGCGCAGCAUGAGCGAUGGGAGCACCCCUGAGCCGGGCUGGCUGAGCUGCUUCAAGGGCAAGGCCCCACCUUCAGAGGUGGCCCGGGCCUGGCUCCACAGCCUGAGCCCGCGGAGCCGGGAAGAGGCGAAGGCGGACGCCCCCAGCGCCCGCGCCCGGCUGCGCCAGGCGCUCACGGCGUCUGGAUGCGCGGAGGUGAAGGAGGACGCCGCCAAGGGCUAUGUCUACACCGGCGCGGUGCUGCGGGCGGCCGACGAGGUCUUAGGCAUAAGGCCGCCGAAGGCACAGGGCAACCUGCGAGGUGCGGCCUCCGGCGACGGGGCGCCCGUGGGCUCGCGCUGCGUGCUCAGCGCCGGCCCUGGCAAGCUGGGCCUCUGGUGGAGUGACUUUCAGACCGCCUGCCGCCCCUACGAGCUGCUCGAGCGCGGGAUCACCCACAGGCUGAACAUGGCGGCGGAAGUGGUCAAGAAGUUUCCGGCCGACAUCGAGGGGCUGGAGACCCUGCACGUUCCCAUGCGCGACGCCUUCAGCAACGAGCAUGAGGUAAACGAGGGCAGCGUAGACGAGUGGGCGCAACAGCUGGGGGAGACCCUCGAGGUCCUCCAGCGGCUCCGCGACGCGGGGGCCAGCGUCAACGUGAGCUGCCAGAUGGGUAAGAACCGGAGCGCUGCGGCGGUGCUGGUGUGGAUGUGUAGUGAGUGCGGCUGGAAGCUGGAGGAUGCCGUGGAGCACCUGCGGGGCAUCACCGCGCUGGCCUGCGGGAAUCCCUACCUCAUCGAAGCCGUGGCGAAGUUUCUGAAGGUCGACGCGAACGUGCCGCUGAAUCCGGCCGGGGACGAUGGCCACUGGAUCUGCAUUUCUCCUCCGGGCACACCCGUGGCUGGGGCAGCUCCGAAGGUGGACCUGGCCAUGGCGGCCGCCGAGGCCGAGGCGCAACUGCGCCAUGCGGAGCCCGAGGAGGAGGAGGAAGAUGCAGCGGCUGCAGAGAUGGCGGAGCUCUUUGCCGGCUUCUGCAUUAAGCUCUUCGGCCGUUCCUUGGGCACUGGCCCCACCAUGGCUUUGGCAGCCAAGCAUGAGGUUGCUGGGGUCAUCCUCAUCAGCCCCUUCACCAGCAUCAAGGAUCUCUUUCAGGGACAGGUGGGCUUCCUUGCGGACAUGGUCGAGGACCGCUUCUGCAACAUCGACCUUGCGCCCAGGAUCUCCAGCCCCACUCUGAUCAUCCAUGGGAUGCAGGACGCCCUGGUCCCUCCCGAGCACGGUCGCAAGGUUUAUGGCGCCAUCACAUCUAGGCGCAUGCUUGUGACCCCCAACAACAUGAGCCACAACACCUCGCUUCUGAAAGAUGUUGCAACCUUCAUCCUUCCCAUGACCCACUUCUUCUCCCUGCCAGACUACACCUUCGAAGAACUUGAGGUGCCGGACUGGGUUUUCCCAAGCACUCCAAAGGAGGAACAGGCACAGGACAACCACGAGGAACUAGUCCAGAUGCUCAGGCAAGCGAACCAGACACCCGGGUGGCUGGCCUCUGCCAGCUGGCUCUGCGGGCGUGCCGCGUGCAACCAACCGGGCCGAGGUAUGGACGAAAGUGUAGUUGAGCCCAUCACAC
Molecule: messenger RNA, 1786 nt
Organism: Symbiodinium natans
Lineage: Eukaryota; Dinophyceae; Suessiales; Symbiodiniaceae
Source: the annotation of a GenBank genome assembly